UCACCGAACUGCACCGCGCGGGUGGUAGUAGCUCGCCUUUCUAUUCCGGGGCCUGACCGCCCAGAGGAGCCCGGGUCCUGAGAACUUCAGGCGUUGGUGAUUAGCUAACAGAGGAUUCUCUGCCAUUACCUGGAAGACUAGUUCAGGGGACAGAUGGCCCCAAGGCUUCCAAGACCCCAGAUCCAGGAAUCAUUGACAUUUGAGGAUAUCAUUGUGGCCUUUACCCAGCUGGAGUGGAGACACCUGGAUGCUGUUCAGCAGGCCUUGUACCGGGAUGUGAUGGUGGAGAACUAUGAGAAUAUGGUGUCUGUGGGUCUUCUCUCUUCCAAACCCAAACUAAUUACUCAAUUGGAGCAAGGGGUGGAGCCUUGGAUGGAGGUGCAAGAGGUUCUCUCAGGUAUUCAUGCUGUUCAAGAGUACCGCUUUGAAACAAAGAUGUCAGCCCUAAGGCAAAAUCCUUCUGAAGGUUCUGUUCUGAGAGAGCAAGCAGAAACUCUCAUGAUGGAAAGAGGCCUGGAUUGGGAGGGCAGAAACUCCAGGGAUAAGAAACCCUAUAAAUGCAAGGAAUGUGGGAAAGUCUUCAAAUAUAACACUUCCUUUAUUAGCCACCAGAGAAACCAUACUAGUGAGAAACCAUAUAAAUGUAAAGAAUGUGGGAUAGCUUUUAUGAGCAGUUCAUCUCUUUUAAAUCAUAAUCAAAUUCAUGUAGGCAGUCAACCUUAUAGAUGUCUUGAAUGUGGGAAAUUCUUCAAGAAGCAAUCAACAUUUAUUAACCAUCAGAAGAAUGAAUCUAAAGAAAAAUCCCAUAAAUGCAAUGAAUGUGGAAAAGCUUUCAGAAAGAAUUCUAUCCUUUUAAGACAUCAGGUAAUUCACAGUGGCCAGAAACCCUACAAAUGUAACAUCUGUGGGAAAGCCUUUGCUCAGACUUCAUACCUUACUCAGCAUAAAAGAAUACAUACUGGAGAGAAACUUUUUAAAUGUAAUUCAUGUGGGAAAGCUUUCAGGCAUUACUCAACUGUGUUGGAACACCAAAAAAUCCAUACCAGUAAGAAACCAUAUAGGUGUAAUGAAUGUUGAAAAGCCUUUAGGACGAACUCAACUCCUAUUAGACAUCAAAGAAUGCAUACAGGAGAGAAGCCCUAUCAUUAUAGUAAAUGUGGGACUUUCAGGUACAGCUUAUCUUUUGCUCGCCAUCCAAAGACCAGUGGAAAUAAACCCUAUCAGUGUAAUGAUGGGAAAGUUUUCAUGAAGACCUCAACCCUUAGUGGACAUCAGAGAAUUCAUACUGGAGAAAAACCCUAUCACUGUAAGAAAUGUGGGAAGUGUUUUGGCAACAACCUAGGCUUUGUUGAGCAUCAGAGACUCCAUACUGGAGAAAAACCUAAAUGUAAUGAAUGUUGAAAGAAAGCCUUUCCCCAGAGUUCAGCCCUUAAACAACAUAAGAAAAUUCAUAAGAAAGAGCCAUCUAAAGUUAGUGUGGUAACUCACAGGAGUGGUUUAUUCCUCUGAUCAUUAGAGGAGACAUUCAAUAAAUUAUACAUUUGACAAAAAUAUUCUGUACCUCUGGGAGA
Molecule: messenger RNA, 1571 nt
Organism: Sciurus carolinensis (gray squirrel)
Lineage: Eukaryota; Metazoa; Chordata; Mammalia; Rodentia; Sciuridae
Gene: Znf485
Product: zinc finger protein 485
Biological process (GO): regulation of DNA-templated transcription
Source: RefSeq, a predicted model, not a curated record